AUAUUUCGAUGACGUGCGAAACUUGUAUUUUCGAUCGACGUACGUCUCCAUGGGAACCGGAGUAGAGUCUGUUUAUAUCAUGCAUGUUUAACCUCGCGCCUCGCGUCGCACAAAAAGUUGUGUGCAAACAUUGCAGGAAUUCGCGAAGAUAUUAACGCUAAUUUCUACAGAGUGUCAAAUAUCGUGAAACGUCGUAAAAGUGCCACACGUAAUUUAUUGCGAUGAUGAAGACAUUGAUUUUUACGUUAUUUUUGAUCAACUUUUACGUCGCACGUUGCCAGGACGUUGACAUCGACGAGAAUGGUUACGUAGUUUAUUGUCCUUGUAUGGGACGCUUUGGUAAUCAGGCAGAUCACUUUUUAGGAGUUCUAGGCUUCACCCAGGCCUUGAAUCGUACCCUGGUGUUACCGCCGUGGGUCGAAUAUCGGACGGGAGAGACGAGAUCUAUACAAGUACCGUUCGAUACCUAUUUCAAUGUUUCCCAAGUACAAAGCUGCCACAAAGCGAUAUUAAUGGAGGACUUUAUGAGAGAUGUCGCGCCAAAGAUAUGGCCACCCGAAAAAAGAAUAUCUUUUUGUUACGAGGCUCGCGUGGGGAGCAACGGAACGUCCUGUAAUGCGAAACAUGGGAAUCCAUUUGGUCCCUUUUGGGACACGUAUAAUAUAGAUUUCGUUAAAUCAGAAUUUUACAAACCGCUCCAUUAUUACGAUGCAUAUUACACUCGUGCGAGGCAACAGCAGUGGCAGUGGUAUUAUCCACCUGAAACUUGGCCGGUACUAGCGUUCACAGGCGCACCUGCCAGCUUUCCAGUUCAGCCUCUGAACAAGCCUCUGCAGAAGUGCCUCAACUGGAACAACGACAUCCUGAAUAAAGCGAAGGCGUUUAUAAGGGAAAAAUUGCCAAGGGGCGCGUUUGUCGGCAUACAUUUGCGAAACGGGAUCGAUUGGGAACGCGCUUGCGAACAUAUACCGUCCGCGCCGGAUCUUUUCGCCGCUCCUCAGUGCCUUGGUUACCAAAACGAACGUGGCAAAGCAACUCUAUCGAUGUGCUUGCCGUCGUUCGAUACAAUAAUAACUCAGCUGAAGCGUGUUAUCCGCAGCAGCAAAGAUAUUAAGUCUGUGUUUGUGGCAUCUGACAAUGAUUACAUGUUGGAUAGACUUGGAGAGGCCUUGUCGCGUAUGAAGAUAUCGGUGCACCGGCAGGAACCGCCGGUAUCCGCACAUUUGGAUCUGGCGAUUCUCGGAAGGUCUAAUUAUUUCAUAGGAAAUUGCAUUUCUUCCUUCACCGCUUUCGUGGCCAGAGAAAGAGAAGUCAGAGGAUACCCGACAUUCUUCUGGGGUUACCCUCCCAGAACCAGAACGGAACUGUGAUAUUACAUUUUGUAACAUAAUACUUGCCAAAUGCGCAUAAUCGUCAGUUUUUUUUUUAUAAGUUUUUAUAUUUAUACAUUAUACUGAAUUGAGUAAUUGCACAAUGAGAUUAACGUAUGUUUAUUGUGAGAAAAUACAAUUGUGACAUGUUUCGGAUCUCCAGUAUAUAUUUCGCAAUAAAAAGUUUAUAAGAAACAAGUCCGCUUGACUCGAGCAUCUCGAGUUUUUGUUUAUCGUCGUAUAUA
Molecule: messenger RNA, 1615 nt
Organism: Temnothorax curvispinosus
Lineage: Eukaryota; Metazoa; Arthropoda; Insecta; Hymenoptera; Formicidae
Gene: O-fut1
Product: GDP-fucose protein O-fucosyltransferase 1
Exons: 6
Coding region: 222-1370 (382 amino acids)
Biological process (GO): Notch signaling pathway; protein O-linked glycosylation via fucose
Molecular function (GO): peptide-O-fucosyltransferase activity
Source: RefSeq, a predicted model, not a curated record